Messenger RNA from Chelmon rostratus (copperband butterflyfish), 494 nucleotides. Its product is annotated as ubiquinol-cytochrome-c reductase complex assembly factor 2. Gene Ontology annotation, biological process: mitochondrial respiratory chain complex III assembly. The record is from RefSeq and is a predicted model, not a curated record. Gene Ontology annotation, cellular component: mitochondrial matrix. NCBI's taxonomy places the organism in Eukaryota, Metazoa, Chordata, Actinopteri, Chaetodontiformes, Chaetodontidae. Bases 44 to 430 code for a protein of 128 amino acids. The transcript is spliced from 4 exons.
UCUGACGUCCUUACCCAACUCGAUUAGCGUUACAUGUCCAAAGAUGUCUGCUACAAGGUACCGUCGGUUCUUGAAACUAUGCGAGGAAUGGCCGCGGGACGAGUUCAAGAAAGGCCGUGAUUUAGGAACAUUUCUGCGGCAGAGAGUAGCUUUAGCCUUCCGUGAAGGUGAAAACACACAGAUCUCGGAUCCAGAAAGGUGUGACCAGAUGUAUGAAAGUUUGGCCCGCAUUAACAGCAACGUAUACAAACAGCGAUUUCCUCGUGUAAGAGACACAAGCUUUACUGGAGUAACUGUGGAAGAGUGUAAACUGCUUUUGUCAGGUAAUGUGCAACAGAUGGACGAUGAAAAAAAGGGCUUGUGGAAGACUCUAAUGGACAGAUUCUCCAAAUCACCUGAAGACGCUCCAGAGAAAGCUCCUGAAAAAUAAAUGUUUUCUUUCUUUUCUUUUCUCUUUGCAUGCGUAGAAAUAAAGUUUAUUGUUGGUAUCUUUA